Molecule: messenger RNA, 1655 nt
Organism: Sodiomyces alkalinus F11
Lineage: Eukaryota; Fungi; Ascomycota; Sordariomycetes; Glomerellales; Plectosphaerellaceae
Product: alpha/beta-hydrolase
Exons: 2
Coding region: 151-1317 (388 amino acids)
Molecular function (GO): hydrolase activity
Source: RefSeq, a predicted model, not a curated record
ACCUGAAACCUCACCAGUCAAGACCAAGUCGGUCAAAGUCACCGCGCCACAACAGAACAUUCCUUAUGGGAGGCCGCCUACCUUAGGUACCUGUAUUCACCCACAAACAACCUUACGAUUCGCGACCAACAUUCGAACAAUCAUUUGAUCAUGGUUGAUCCGCCGCUUUCCGUGGCCGAAAAGGCCAAUUUGAUCUUGCGAGUCCUCACUAUUGCCCCAUUGUAUCUCACCAAAAACGUGGUCCUUAAUCUGCCCGUGGCUCUCCUCCGCGGUGUAGUCCUCCGGGCAGCCCUCGUGGGAUGCGUCGCCCGCACCAUUUUCGAAGCCUUGCCUGGCCGGCAUAUCCAGACCAUUCUCCCGUCGGACGAUCAAGUGUACAGGUCCUGGAUCGCCAGCAAGCGGCGCACUUCCCCGCGCGGCCCGGAUGAUCUUCGUCUACGCGAAGACAUCGAACCGGUUCCCGGCACCGGCGCUCGUCUCCUAUGGCUAGGCAAUCGCCGCACGGCGACCAAGUUUGCCCUCUUCAUCCACGGCGGGGGCUUCGUCAUGCCCAUGAGCGACAGCAUGUUGGGGUGGACAUGGACAGCCUUUAUCGACGGUCGCGAUGGGGAAGCCAAAGCCGACGUCGCCAUCGCCGUGCUACAAUACACCCUUGCUCCGGCGGCGCGACAGCCCGAACAGCUCCGCGAGACGGUCGAGGCGCUGCGCUUCUUGUUGCGAGAAGGCGGGAUCGCGCCCGAGAACCUACUGAUCGGAGGGGACUCUGCGGGCGGGAACCUCACUGCGCAGGCGCUGCGCCAUGCGGUGGACCCGCACCCGCGCAUCCCGCCGCUCGGGGAUCUCCUGGGCGGCAACAACAGCGGUCGUCGCCUGGCGGGUGCGUUUCUCGUCUCGCCGCUCGUCACGCAGCGGGUCUCUGCGGGGUCGUACCGCGACAACCACCGCGUCGACAUGCUCUCCGGUCCCGUCGUGAAGGCCCUGUCUGAUGUUUUUGUCCAAAGGGACCCGGGGACCAGCGAGGACGAGCACGCCGUUGAUUUGGCCUUCGUGUCGCCCCUGGACGGAGACCUGGAGUGGCUCGGCAGAUGGGAGAACGUCGUCCAGGCGGUGUACGUCACGGCCGGGCGGCACGAGGUGUUCCACGACGAUAUCGUGGCUUUUGCGGGGGAGGUGUCGAGGCGGAACCCUGGGGUGGAGGUGCGGUUGGAUGUGGGGGAUAAUGCGAUUCAUGAUGAUAUUCUGUUGGAGCAGGCGGCCCCGGAGCCCAGGGUCGUGACGGAGAAGAUGCGGACGUGGGCGCGGAGUCGUGGGUUUUAGAGGUCGCUAUGUUUCCUCUUAGUCUCUGGAAGAGUCUCUGAAAGACUGAACCGUUGAAUUUACGCCAAGGGGCCCUACGAGUAUAGAUAAUCCGACGUGACUGAGGUAUUGGACAGAAUUAGGCCGUGGAGGAAGCAGUUUAUUAAAAACUUACACUGGGGAUGAGGAGACAAAAGUCAGAAAACAAACAAAAUGCCGGUUCUCGCCAGGUGGUAGGUACCAAGACAAAGGGGCUUCUAAUAUAUGCGCCAUGUGUGAUGGACAUGUCCGUGAUUAGCUAGCUCGGGGAAAGCCGUUACAGCGCAUGUCGCAUAAUCGUGUAGCAAAUCGGGCCCCGG